AUCCCGCUGACCAUUGGCAACGCAGAGAAACUGAAUCCUGACCAGAACUUCGUCAUUUUACAGAACAGCACGGCCCCUGUUCGUUUCGCGAGCCGCCACCAGGGCUUGAACAUGGUCACCAACGUGCAUGCCCAACCGGACACAGGGGAUCAGAGCCGCGGUGAGGACGUCAGUCUCAACAUCGUGGCCGAGCUAAAAGACCGCGCCAGGUCACUGGUCUUGGCUUUGGAUAACACGUCCUCCCCAGGUGAGCAUGGCGUGGUGGUCAGCCUUCCCAUACACGAUCUUGAAGUUCUGCUGCGAUCAAGUGAGAGGUUUGACCUGCCACUGAUCCCCCAGUCUAGUUAUAACAUACCUGCCAUAGAGGACAAGUCCAUACCCCCCGCAGUCAAUCCGUCUCAAAAUGACAGUAAAACUUCACUAAUCUACUCCAAGUUAGGGCCCAAUCUAAAUGACACCCUUUCUCGGGUAGCUACACAAAACGACAAUGGAAAACCAACAGAAUCAGCAUCUGAUAGACUUCAGGUAAACACAUCCAAAAUCAUGGCAGAUAUGACUUUACCUCCCACAACAACUUCAACGUCAACAUCGUCGCAAUCCGACAACAGCCUGUACACCACCAGAACAAUAAACCCUUUCCCUGAUACACGGCAGUCCGACCCGGCGAUUAUAGCAACGUACCCAGGUCAUGUUGAGCCUUUAUCCCGGGCGAUUCCAACGGUUUCUGAUAUCGACAUCUUCUUAGACCCGAUAAUCCCCUUCACCCCAUCACAGCUGCCUAAUCGUAACCAUGGAGUCGAUAUUCUCCAGAAUCGACGUGAGAUUAACACGAUAUCUUACGACCUACAAGUCCCAACUGUCGCGUCUCCAUCAGAAGUUCCGAACUUUUAUCAAGACGACUUCCCCGUGGCUUCAAAUUACAGACAGGCUGAGGCUGCGCCUAAGACGGAUUCCGAUUCGCGUGCUUUCCUACUCAGCGCACUUCAUCCGGGUGAGCUUCUCCCUAGAACGAACUCGGAGGCUCAAGCGAACAGAUGGCGAAGCACGGGAAACGCCCCAGCCGUUUUCGGAAACUCCAGGCCUUACAACUUUGAUACAGCAGACACUGUUGAUUACGUCGUCGACCAUUUUGUACCGCGCCAAGCUGCCUCCACUCUGCCGAGGACUCUAGCGCAGAAGGACAGCCACAAGGAACAUCUCUACAUGGCUAGCGAUCAACAAACUGUCAGCGAUAAACAGCAACAACAACAACUGCAAAACGCUUUGAGGACUUUAAUGACGAACAGGAUCCACCGAAUCAAUCCAUCCCCCGAAACCGUUUCCCGCCCGCCCGCAUCUGUCCCCUACCAAGGGGACCUGAAUCGAUUUUUGGAAGAGCUCUCUUCGUCUCAGACAUCAACCUCCCUGCCAAUUGCGCCAACAACAGGAGAGAACGACAACCCCACCGUAUUCCCGAAGUGCCGGUUCCAGUGUGUGUUUUACCGUGAACCCUCCAACGGACCGCCAAUCCUGUUGGACGAGAU
Messenger RNA from Lymnaea stagnalis (great pond snail), 1523 nucleotides. The record is from the annotation of a GenBank genome assembly. Lineage: Eukaryota; Metazoa; Mollusca; Gastropoda; Lymnaeidae.